This is a messenger RNA of Mycena citricolor, 1531 nucleotides long. Lineage: Eukaryota; Fungi; Basidiomycota; Agaricomycetes; Agaricales; Mycenaceae. The record is from the annotation of a GenBank genome assembly.
AAUGUCCCUUUCUCCAUCUCCACGACCACCACCGACUGAAGUCUCAUCUUCAGACUUGAAAGCUCUCGUUGAUUCACGUCUCACAAAGCCCAAAUUCGGUUUCCUGCGACCUAAAAGACGCAGCACGUCCUCGGUCCAAUCUAGUUCAUCACCCAGCCUCGCUACCACCCAACUUUUUCCACCACCGGGCUCCGAUGCGGUAAUUGACGUCGGCCCUUCCUCAAACUAUUCCAUUGAAGAUGAACAAUACCGCUGGGCUGUAGUUUUUGAGGUGAGCGCCUCCCACUCUUGGCGAGGUCUGGUACUGUCUGCCCUCUUACACGGUUGCCAGAACCAAAGAGGUCUCAGAAUCGGCUCAUCCCUCUACUUUUCCCGGUCUUCUCUUCUACCGAUAGAUCCUCUGCCAUUCACCGCUCCUGAUGCCGACCCUCGUCGAUCUCGACAACCAAACUUCACUCUGGCGAUGUAUCCUCUCCCUGAUGGCGCAUGGGCAUGGUUGUCUCCCUGGAUGGUGGAUAUGCGCUCGGACUCUGGAGAGGUACAGCUAGACGGCUUCGAAUACAAUUGGGCUUUCCGAGAACAUAAAUGGCACCCUCAGGCUGGAGCUUUCAGUUGGGUCAGGCGGAGGCGAUGGAUGCGUCUGAUGGUCCGACCGGUCACGCCACAGCUUUCAAAAACCACGGAAUCAUCUACUCCUCUCAGUGUUCCAAAUAGCGUCUCAAACAGCGCUGUCAAGAAGCGAAUGUCGAUGCUGUCGUCUGGGUCUCCUUCCAUGCCAGAGAGCAACGCAGAAGACGAUUCGUAUUCCGCUUCUAUGCUUGAGAGAGAGUUGGAACUCAUUUGGAUGGACGACAAUGCCGAGGUGAACUGGGAUAGAUGCCGUUUCGCGACGAGAUGUGCGGGACGGGAUGGUCGCAUCCUCGAGUUGUGGGCGAGAUGGCUGGGCUACACGCCACCUGAGGGCACCAAGCGGAAUCCAAAGAGGCAAUGGACGGAAGACGAUGAUGAUAUUCCAUGCCCUGCGGUCCCUGAUCCGGUUUCUGUCCCUCAUACACCUCCGCCAAUAGCCCAUAUCAUCCCUGUCCUGCGCGAACAUACCCAUGCGAUUCUUCAGUCCUUCAUAUUCCCCGAGUCUCGGGCCAAGUUUGUGAAGAUGCUCGAUACUGUGGGCGUUUUGUCGCAACUGGAAACAGGAAUCCGCUCGAUUUCUUCCGAGGUCAACUUCUUCAGCUACUUGAAUCCCAGCACCGAGAAGAACGAUGGAAACAUAAUCCCGCCCAAAGCAGCCAUGACACGGGUGUGAUAAGCCAGUCAUAACUUAUUCGAUUGGUCGCAACACCGACGGCCGGGUUCGACAUCAACCCUAGGUACACACCCAAUUGGUUUGCUGUCCCGUAGUCUAAUACCCUUGUAUAAUAAUAUACCUACCACCUUCGUUAUCCGGCGCUUCGUACGUCUUCGUACAGCGCCGGUGCACACAAACCAUGUAUUCAGCCAUCAAAUUAUAUCACAUGCUUGAUGUCGCGCUUCA